AUGAUUCAUACUUUCGGAUCUCAAGUACCUACCAAACAGAACUGUGCGCGAGUAGAAGUAAAAAUAAAAAACAUUUUCGAUAACGAGGAAUUAAUUAUUCAGGUUUUAGAGACUGAUGAAAUAUCGAAUGCUGAGCUAGACUAUCCUCCGCAAAAUAUUAAGGAGUUGUUCAAAGAUAGGGGACUAAUUUUGGCGGAUGUUAAUCACGAAUCUUUAAAUAACAACAACGUAUCUUUACUCAUUGGAGCUGAUAAUUAUUGGAAAUUAGUAAAAGACAAAAUUGAACGUUUGAACUCAUCAUUAGUUACAAUGGAAACCAAAAUGGGUUGGAUUUUAAUGGGAAAACUAUUUGAUCGUAUUGAAGAUGGGGAAAAUGUAACUAAUGCCGUCGCAGUGACUUCUUUAUUAAUUCACACAUCGAAGAUUGAAAAUUUGUGGAAAUUAGAUUUAUUGGGAAUUCAAGACCCUGUUGAAACAAAAUGUAGAAAGGAAAUGGAAAUUGCCGCAUUGAAUCAUUUUAACGAAACUGUUACCUUUAAAGAGGGAAGAUAUGAGGUUCAGUUGCCUUGGGUAACAGAAAAGGACUGUUUAAGUCAAAAUUUGGAUAUUGCUAGACAACGUUUAAACAGUACGACACACCGGUUGAUACAAAAGGGCAAAUUCGAGGAUGGUUUAAUCCUAGUAUCCGGUGCACACGGGAUUUGA
Molecule: messenger RNA, 705 nt
Organism: Stegodyphus dumicola
Lineage: Eukaryota; Metazoa; Arthropoda; Arachnida; Araneae; Eresidae
Source: RefSeq, a predicted model, not a curated record